GCUCGGACGAACGCUCGGAAAUCUCUGACGUGUGUUCCGCAACUUGUCACCGACUGUAUUGUAUAUCGCCAUAGUGAUGAAGCUGUUGGUACCGGAGCUCGCUUGUAUUACCAGCUUGUACUGCAUUGAGGGCUCUUUAAUGACAUGCUUAGCUAUGAUAUACAUCUACUCCGUACUUUAUAGAGUACUUGUAUGUACCUGUAAAUCUGUCAAUGCCUAGGAAUAGAGUUGCUUUUGUUGUGUGGUUAUUCCCUCCACAUCCGGCUCACCCCGGAUACUGCAUUUUAAUACUCCAGACCAUCUACGGAGUAGAAACAGAACUAGGAAGGAUUGAUAUCUGUAAAACUUGGAAUAUUCGGAGAUACGCUAUGACGCAUUCUGCACAGAGCAAUUACUCCCUACAGUCUAGCUCAAAGCUACACUACAACCAGCCUCUAUACAAGUACUACUCGUGUAUCAGAAACAUAAUGCAAUGCUCUAUGGCUACAAAAGAAAUUUAAACGAUUAUUG
Aspergillus ruber CBS 135680 is the source of this 510-nucleotide messenger RNA. RefSeq lists its product as uncharacterized. NCBI's taxonomy places the organism in Eukaryota, Fungi, Ascomycota, Eurotiomycetes, Eurotiales, Aspergillaceae. Bases 213 to 500 code for a protein of 95 amino acids. The record is from RefSeq and is a predicted model, not a curated record. The transcript has a single exon.